Messenger RNA from Podarcis muralis (Common wall lizard), 11618 nucleotides. RefSeq names its product plexin A1 (gene PLXNA1). The record is from RefSeq and is a predicted model, not a curated record. Gene Ontology annotation, cellular component: semaphorin receptor complex; plasma membrane. Lineage: Eukaryota; Metazoa; Chordata; Lepidosauria; Squamata; Lacertidae. Gene Ontology annotation, biological process: regulation of cell migration; semaphorin-plexin signaling pathway. Gene Ontology annotation, molecular function: semaphorin receptor activity; protein binding.
UAGAGGCCGAAUCCGGGCGAGCCGAGCAGCGACUGCAGCCCCUUUUGAAUGUGUCUCUCCGUCUGCCUCCCUGGGAAGUCAGAUCGAGGCUGGAGUUCCAUUGGAACCCUGCGCUGCAUUCCUUUCCAUUCAUGCUGGGCAGCAGCGGCGGCGGCGGCAGAAAAGCAAGUGGAGCGCGGAGCCCGGAGUUGCAGCGCGGGGGUUGUUCGGUGUGGAAUGUAAUCAUGGCAGGCGCCUCCGAAGCAAGCUCCGAUUCAAGCUGACUGAGCAGGAUGCCGGCACCCACAAUGUCCUGAAUGUGGAGACUGGUGGAAGAAGAGGAGACAUUAGUCCACAGACAGCUCCUUUCCCUUCUCCACUGCCUUCUGUUUUGCUUCAUUUUUUUCCAGUGGAUAGGUUAAUGCACAACCAUUGCUGGAUGUGAUUCUUUCGCCAUGUGGCUCCUGAGACUAAAGCACCAUUUGUCGGUCAAUAUCUGGACCUUGCUGCUUCUGGGGAGUGCUUGGCUGCCAUUGGAAGAAGGCACUCCCAAGUCCAACUCUCCCUUUAGGACUUUCCAGGUCACCGACUGGAGUUUGACACACCUGGUAGUCCACAACAAAACUGGGGAGGUGUAUGUGGGUGCUGUCAACCGGAUCUAUAAGCUUGCAGACGAUCUGACACUGAUGCGCACUCAUGUCACAGGGCCCGUGGAUGACAAUGAGAAGUGCUACCCACCGCCUAGUGUGCAGUCUUGUCCACAUGGGCUAGUCAGCACCAACAAUGUCAACAAGUUGCUGCUGGUGGAUUAUUCUGGGAAUCGACUGAUAGCCUGUGGCAGUGCUUCUCAGGGCAUUUGCCAGUUUCUGCGCUUGGACGACCUUUUCAAGUUGGGUGAGCCCCAUCAUCGCAAGGAGCACUACCUCUCCAGUGUCAAUGAGUCAGGAACUAUGUCAGGUGUCAUCAUUGAAGUCCCGAAUGGGCAAAACAAGCUCUUCAUUGGAACACCCAUUGAUGGCAAGUCUGAGUACUUCCCUACCCUGUCCAGCCGUAAACUGAUGGCCAGUGAAGAGAAUGCAGAGAUGUUUGGCUUUGUUUAUCAGGAUGAGUUUGUCUCAUCCCAGCUCAAGAUUCCAUCAGAUACACUGUCCAAGUUCCCCACAUUUGAUAUCUACUACAUCUAUAGCUUCAGCAGUGAGCAGUUUGUCUAUUACCUGACCUUGCAACUAGACACCCAGCUUACCUCGCCUGACUCCACCGGGGAGCAAUUUUUCACCUCCAAGGUUGUUCGGCUGUGUGUAGAUGAUCCCAAGUUCUACUCAUAUGUGGAAUUCCCCAUUGGUUGUAUUCGUGAUGGCAUUGAAUAUCGCCUGAUUCAGGACGCUUACCUAAGUAAGCCCGGAAAGGCACUGGCCAAGCAGUUGGGCAUCUCAGAGCAGGAGGAUAUCCUCUUCACCAUCUUCUCUCAGGGCCAGAAGAACAGGGUGAAGCCACCAAAGGAAUCUGUCCUUUGCCUCUUCACACUGAAGAAGAUCAAAGACAAGAUCAAGGAGCGCAUCCAGUCUUGCUAUCGUGGGGAGGGGAAGCUUUCUCUGCCUUGGCUUUUGAACAAGGAGUUGGGAUGCAUAAACUCACCCCUGCAAAUUGAUGACAAUUUCUGUGGUCAGGAUUUUAACCAGCCAUUGGGUGGAACAGUCACCAUUGAAGGUGUGCCGCUCUUUGUGGACAAGGAAGAUGGCAUGACAUCAGUGGCUGCGUAUGACUACCGUGGGCACACCGUGGUCUUUGCUGGGACACGGAGAGGCAGGAUAAAAAAGAUCCUUGUGGACCCUGCCAAUCCCAUUGGACGUUCAGCAUUGCAGUAUGAGAAUGUCAUAGCCCAUGAUGGCAGCUCCAUCCUGCGGGACUUAGUGCUCAGCCCUGAUCUCCAGUACCUCUAUGCUAUGACUGAGAAACAGGUGACCCGUGUGCCAGUGGAGAGUUGUGAGCAAUAUACAACCUGUGCGCUAUGUCUGGGCUCUAGGGACCCUCACUGUGGCUGGUGUGUCCUGCACAACAUCUGCUCACGGAAGGACCGAUGUGAAAGAGCUGAUGAACCUCAGCGCUUUGCUUCAGAUCUACGCCAGUGCGUCCAGCUCACCAUCCAGCCCAAGAACAUAUCGGUCACCAUGUCAGAAGUCCCGCUGGUUCUGCAGGCCCGGAAUGUCCCUGAUCUCUCUGCUGGCGUGAACUGCUCAUUUGAAGAUUUUACGGAGUCUGAAAGUCGCAUUGAAGAUGGCAAGAUCUACUGUAGUUCUCCUUCUGCAAAAGAUGUCAUCCCUAUUACCAGAGGGCGAGGCGACAAGCGAGUGGUAAAGCUCUACCUCAAAUCCAAGGAGACUGGGAAGAAGUUUGCAGCUGUGGAUUUUGUCUUUUACAACUGCAGUGUUCACCAAUCUUGCCUGUCCUGUGUGAAUGGAUUCUUCCCUUGCCAUUGGUGUAAAUAUCGUCAUAUUUGUACCCACAAUGCCGCUGACUGUUCCUUUCUGGAAGGGCGUGUCAACAUGUCUGAGGACUGCCCACAGAUCCUUCCAUCUACCCAGAUAUAUAUCCCUGUGGGUGUGGUGAAGCCUAUCACUUUGACUGCCAAAAACCUGCCACAGCCACAGUCUGGACAGCGCAAUUACGAGUGCAUCUUCCAUAUCCCUGGCACAUCCCAGCGUGUCACUGCCCUGCGCUUUAACAGCACCAGCAUCCAGUGCCAAAACACUUCGUAUUCCUAUGAAGGGAAUGGCAUCAGUGACCUCCCGGUGAACCUUUCCGUGGUAUGGAAUGGGAACUUCAUCAUUGACAAUCCCCAGAACAUCCAGGCUCACCUAUACAAGUGCUCAGCUCUGCGUGAAAGCUGUGGGCUGUGCCUCAAGGCAGAUCCACGCUUCGAGUGUGGCUGGUGUGUGUCAGAAAAGCGAUGUUCCCUGCGCCAACAUUGCCCAGCCUCUGAGAGCAGCUGGAUGCAUGCCAGCAAUGGCAAUAGCCGCUGUGCGGACCCCAAAAUCAUUAAGCUGACACCUGAAACAGGCCCCCGGCAGGGCGGUACUCGCUUAACCAUCACUGGAGAGAACCUGGGCCUGAAGUUUGAGGACGUACGCUUGGGUGUGUGGGUUGGCAAAGUGACGUGCAUGCCCAUCGAGAGUGAAUACAUCAGUGCUGAGCAGAUCGUCUGUGAGAUUGGAGAAGCCAGCCCAAGCAAAAUCCAAGAGGCCCCUGUGGAAGUUUGUGUCAGGGACUGCUCCCCCAGCUACAAGGCUAUAUCCCCGAAAAGCUUCACCUUUGUGACUCCCACUUUCUCGCAAGUGUCACCAGCUCGGGGCCCUGUCUCUGGGGGCACCUGGAUCAGCAUAAAAGGAAAGCACCUUGAUGCAGGAAGUGACAUCACAGUAACCAUUGGAGGGCAACAGUGCGCAUUUCCAAGGAGAAAUUCUGUUGAAAUCCGGUGCAGGACACCACCUGGCCAAAGCGCAGGAGAGUCUCCCAUCCUCAUCCAUAUAAACCGGGCUAUACUUAGCAGCCCUGAGGUGGCAUAUUUUUAUACUGAUGACCCCACCAUUCAGAAGAUAGACCCCGAAUGGAGCAUCAACAGUGGUGGUACACUGUUGACUGUGACAGGCACCAAUCUGGCCACUAUCAAAGAACCCAGGAUCCGAGCCAAGUAUGGCUCUGCUGAGAGUGAGAAUAACUGCACGGUCUACAACGACACCACCAUGGUGUGCUAUGCUCCCUCCAUUGACAACCCAGUCCGGAGUCCUCCAGAGUUUGGUGAUCGCCCAGAUGAAAUUGGUUUUGUCAUGGAUAAUGUCCAGGCCUUGCUGAUCAUCAACAAAACCAGCUUUGUCUAUUACCCAGACCCUGUGUUUGAGUCUCUCCCCUCUGGAAUGCUGGAGCUCAAGCCAAGCUCUCCACUCAUCCUCAAGGGCCGUAACCUGCUUCCUCCAGCACCUGGAAAUUCCCGGCUAAACUACACGGUGCUAAUUGGCGACACUCCCUGUGCUCUUACGGUUUCUGAGACCCAGCUUCUUUGCGAGUCACCCAAUCUCACAGGACAGCACAAAGUGACGAUCAAGGCUGGGGGCUUUGAAUUCUCCCCAGGGAUGCUGCAGAUCUAUUCAGACAACUUGUUGACCCUGCCAGCCAUUAUUGGAAUUGGUGGGGGCGGGGGUCUCCUCUUACUCAUCAUCAUCAUCGUCCUCAUUGCAUACAAGCGGAAAUCCCGAGAUGCUGACCGCACCCUCAAACGUCUACAGCUGCAGAUGGACAACUUGGAAUCCCGCGUGGCCUUGGAGUGCAAGGAAGCUUUUGCUGAACUGCAGACAGACAUCCAUGAGCUGACCAACGACUUGGACGGAGCCGGCAUCCCCUUUUUGGAUUAUCGCACCUAUGCCAUGAGGGUCCUCUUCCCGGGAAUAGAAGACCACCCUGUGCUGAAGGAAAUGGAGGUCCAGGCAAACGUGGAGAAGUCUUUGACCCUCUUUGGACAGCUCUUGAACAAAAAGCACUUCCUGUUGACCUUCAUUCGCACUUUGGAGGCACAGCGCAGCUUCUCCAUGAGGGACCGGGGCAACGUGGCCUCUUUAAUCAUGACAGCGCUGCAGGGCGAGAUGGAGUAUGCCACUGGGGUGCUCAAGCAGCUUCUCUCAGACUUGAUCGAAAAGAACUUGGAGAGCAAGAACCAUCCAAAACUGCUCUUGAGGAGGACUGAGUCGGUGGCUGAAAAAAUGCUGACAAAUUGGUUCACGUUCCUUCUGUACAAGUUCUUAAAGGAGUGUGCAGGUGAACCUCUGUUCAUGCUUUACUGUGCCAUCAAACAGCAGAUGGAGAAGGGACCCAUUGAUGCUAUCACUGGAGAGGCUCGCUACUCCUUAAGUGAAGACAAGCUCAUCCGUCAACAAAUUGACUACAAAAUGCUGACGCUGAACUGUGUGAACCCUGAGAAUGAAAAUGCUCCCGAGAUCCCAGUCAAGGUUCUAAACUGUGACACCAUCACACAAGUGAAGGAGAAGCUUUUGGAUGCUGUGUAUAAAGGAGUCCCUUACUCACAGAGACCUAAGGCAGGGGACAUGGACCUGGUGAGCACGAUCCCCAGUGACCCCAUGCCCUUCUCUUCCAUCGGUGCAGAGUGGCGGCAGGGCAGGAUGGCUCGGAUAAUUCUGCAAGAUGAAGAUGUCACGACAAAGAUUGACAAUGACUGGAAAAGGCUCAACACUCUCGCCCAUUACCAGGUGACAGAUGGUUCCUCUGUGGCCCUGGUGCCCAAGCAGAAUUCAGCUUACAACAUUUCCAACUCCUCCACCUUCACCAAAUCACUCAGCAGAUAUGAGAGUAUGCUCCGGACAGCCAGCAGCCCUGACAGCCUUCGUUCCCGGACCCCCAUGAUCACUCCUGACCUGGAGAGCGGCACCAAGCUGUGGCACCUGGUGAAGAAUCACGAUCACAUGGACCAGCGAGAAGGUGACCGUGGCAGCAAGAUGGUCUCAGAAAUCUACUUGACCCGCCUGCUAGCCACCAAGGGAACCUUGCAGAAGUUUGUUGACGACCUCUUUGAGACCAUAUUCAGCACCGCCCACCGAGGGAGUGCCUUGCCUCUCGCCAUCAAGUACAUGUUUGAUUUCCUGGACGAACAAGCUGAUAAGCACCAGAUCAAUGACUACGAUGUCAGGCACACUUGGAAGAGUAAUUGUCUACCUCUGCGCUUUUGGGUGAAUGUGAUUAAGAACCCCCAGUUUGUGUUUGACAUUCACAAGAACAGUAUUACUGAUGCCUGCCUAUCAGUGGUGGCUCAGACAUUCAUGGACUCCUGCUCAACUUCUGAGCACAAGCUAGGGAAAGACUCUCCCUCCAAUAAACUACUGUACGCCAAGGACAUCCCCAACUAUAAGAGCUGGGUAGAAAGAUAUUAUGCAGAUAUUGCUAAAAUGCCAGCAAUCAGCGACCAAGACAUGAGCGCCUACCUGGCAGAGCAGUCCCGGUUACACCUGAGCCAGUUCAACAGUAUGAGCGCGCUGCAUGAGAUCUACUCAUAUAUCACCAAGUACAAGGAUGAGAUUUUAGCUGCUUUAGAGAAGGACGAACAGGCCCGAAGGCAACGGCUGCGGAGUAAGUUGGAGCAGGCAAUUGACACAAUGGCCCUAAGUAGCUGAAAAGGUCGAGAUGGUGCUGCAGACUUCCCUGGCAGUGGACUCUUAAGGGAGAGAGAGAGCGGCAAGUGAGUCGCGGCAGCAAGAAAGCAAUCAAGGAAUACAUUGGGGCCUGGCACCAAACAAUGCACAGAAUCUGCUGCGUCUCAGAACACUUUACACACAAUGAACAGCAAAACAACAACAACGUAAGACCGCCGUUCUCAAAAGCAAACGGAGCCUAUCUUAAAGACCUUUUGGAAGGAGUGACGUAGCAAAGAACCUGAAGGACCCCAGGAGAUGUGCAAGGAGGGCCAGUGAGACAAAUCCCUGCUCAGCUGCCACUGCCUCCCUUCUCCGGCUCCCACCAAGGCCUGCUCCAGAUUUGGCAAUGGAAGGUUGGGGACUGCACUAACGUCUAGGACAACCUUUUUACAUUAUGGUUUUUCCCCCCAUGGCAGGCGGUUUGGUAGGCUUACAAUUCCCCGCCCCUUCUCCCUGUACUUCCUUCCUUUCCCGCCUUGCCUGGACAGCUCCACUCUCUACCUUCUCUUCCAUACUCUCUGGCCUUCUUCCUCUAGUGUUAACUGCUAUAUUUGCACAAUUUCCACAAGCUAGGUUUUGUUUUUGUUUUUGUUUUUGAAAAAGAUUUAAAAUAUAUGAGUGUGGGGAGGUUCUAAAUUUUAAACAAAACAUUGCAGGAUUUUUUUUAAAUUUUUUUUUCAACAAAAAGAAAGGAGCAUUGCUUGCUUGGGAUAGAAGUGGGGGUGCGUGGAGUCCAAGAGAAGAGCCCCUCUAUCUUUGAUUCUUCCUGCACUUUGUCCUGUGCCAUAUUUUAUUUAUUUUAAUAACAUUUAGCACAGGCCAAAUUGAUGCUCUUGUUUUGAAUGCUGCUUAUGCGGGUGCCGAAGGUUUAAGGUACCCAGAGGGCAAGGAACUUGCAAAAAGGAGGGUGGGCCAUGCAUGGCAAACCCCUGCAGAGAGAUCUUUUCAUGAAUUCCUUUGUGGAAAGUGGCACACUUUUGAGAAAAGUCCCUGCUUUGACUUUUUAUAAAUUAAGACAGGGCUAGCUGUUUGUAAGCGGAGUUUAGCAACUUUCAAAAGUUCUCAUUGCCCCAGCUGCCCCAGAGUAGCCCGCCCCCAGCUGCCCUCAUCUGUACAAUUCCCACUCAUGGGGCAUUUAGACAGAGGGGCACUGCCACGUAUUGCCACUGCAUAGGCACAGUGAAUGGGGGUGGCUGUUUGAACCAACUCUCAGUAUUUCCCUCUUCCGUUGUAGAGGAAAGGCAUCUUAGUAACAGAUGCAGUCAGACUUGGUAGGGUCUGGGUCAUGCAGGAAGCCUAUGAAUAGAUGCUUCUUCUGUGUUGUCUCCAUUUCCGACAGGCCAUGGCAACACCGGGUCUAUUCAGAGAAAUCAUGAGGUCAGACUUCAUGCUAAGAGAUGAGGAACAUGGAGCUGCAGUUUAGCACUGACAGAAACAUUAUAUUUAAGUGGGGUGCCCCUUUAGUUUUUUCAGGUGUGUAAGUGUGUACACGCACCACUUUAGAAUAUUUUAUUUAUUCCUCAUCCCAAGUUCUUCAGCAAAAUGCAGAGCUUCUCUUUUUGUUUUGGUAGCAAUGAAGACCCAAACUCCCAACAGUCUUGUAAUUCCCCUCUGUUGGAAUAAGCAGCUGCACCAGCGGAUUUGCUUCUGGUUAGGCCAAUUAGAAGAGGGUGAGAGAGUGCAGAUAAGAAAUGAGUUUUGUGGAAUUGUAGAGUUGGAAGACUCCAAGUGCCAUCUAGUCCAACGCACUUCAUUAUUACUUAAUUAUUACAUUAUUACUUUUGUGCAGGAAUCAUUAGAUCAUGUGUGAUAGUCUCCAUAGCUUGCUUUGGCUAUGGACUGCUCCAGAGAGCAGGGAAUAAUGAUCUUAGUGGGGAGAGCAGAGCAUUCAUUCAUUCCAAUCUGAUGUUAGCAUUACAAGAGGGGUAAUUCCUGCAACUGAGUUCUGCUUUCUAUUCUCUGCUACUUGGUUCAACCCAAAGUCUGCCUCCUCUUUCCUCUAUGCACCUGGUUCCUGGCUGGCUUUGGGCUUCUCCUGGUUAGCAAACUGCAGUGUAGGAGGCCAGAAGGAACAGGUGUCCCUAUUGGGCCAGAGCAGAGAGGUCUGCAGAAGAAGACCCAGGUGCCGUUAGUUACUGCCAUGUUGCCCAGGUUGUGACCAGGUAUUUCCAGUCCAAUUCAAGGCAAAGGUUCCUGUGUUGCUGCCAUGGUGUUUCCCAAGACAUCCAGCACUGUUUGGAGGAGAUGUUGUAUGUACCUUGGUUUUGUGUCUGCUCACUCCUUGAGAGUCAGAAGGUGUCCUCAUUUUCAAACUGAAACAACUCCCAUCCCUGGAAUUCAGUAGCCCCAUCUUUGAAAUGUGAAUUAUGUGCUAUCGGAAAGGAGCAUUUUACUUAUUAGUUAGGUUUGCAAAUUUAGGAGGCAACUGUUUAUUCUGCAUCCCACCACCCCUGCAUUAUUCUCAUUCUACACCUAAAGAGCAAUGAAGCUAUGUGAGUGUAGGCAAGAAAGACUGUCCCUAGUUGAACUAGGGUUUGGGUCUAUGGCCUACAAAGUGCAUGUUGGCACUCCAUAAUUUUAAUUUCACACUGGCCUGGAUGUCUUGUACCAAAGGGCAGUUAAUCAAUUCACUGAAAUAAAUAAUUUUUAAAAAAAUAAUAAAUAACAAUCCUGCACACUGAGCAAAGCAUUUCUGAAGGUCCUGAAAUGCCCAUUGGGUCUGAGUUUUCUGGUCCAACCCUAACAAAGAACCAAUACAUCCCAUAUCCAGCCUAAACCACAGUAUGUGAGAGAAACAAGCUCCUGAACUCUUGCUAAAAUCUGUUUCCCUUUGCUCCUCUCUUUUUCAUUAUCUCUACAUCAUUCCAUUCACUGUUCUGACCCUAAGAAUUUUAAUCCCCUCGAUUCAGUUCCUGACAAAUGUAAUGCCUUUAAUUAUCUUUAAAAGUUUACCAGUGUGAUGAAGCCACUGCCCUAAUUCAACUCAGGUGACCAAACCCACCAAAUUUUCAGCCUUCACCCACCCACCCACCCACCCAGUACCAAUAAACUCAGUUGCUAUCUCAAGUCUAGGUUGAAGUUGAGAGAGAGGCUAUUGCAGAACAUACCAAGCCUGAUCCUACCCAUUCCCUGAGAGUGCAAAUAAGGGGAGGAGAGGGGAUGUAAUGAAGUUUUUAAUUAAAAUUUAAAAUGUGUGUGUGUGCGUGUAUAUAUAUAUAUGUUGUUACAAUCUAAUUCUUGUGCCCCAGUGGGGCACUGUAUAGUUAACAGAAAGAGCUCAAACCAGUAUCACAUACGGUUUUUACACAACCAGUGGAAAAUACCAAAUGGAUAAAAUUUCAAACAUUUCUCAUCAAGCAGAACAAUCAUUUGAAGCCUAUAUACAUCUCAGAUUGCUUUGUAAUUUUGUUUUUAUCCUUUUUAAUUAUUUUUAAUUAAAGAGGAGGAAGAGAAGAAGACAAGACGACAAUAAAAAUAUAAUGGAAAAACACCUAGGGAUUCCUGAGAUCUCUCUGGAUCCAUAGGACCUGUGGGCUGUUGCAUGACUGUGCUAGAGUUUAGUCUGAGUUGAACUUUUUUUAAAAGAAAAAAAAUGCAAGUGUUGAAUACUAGAGGUUUGUUUAGACCUUUUUAUUUUUGAAAUUUUGGAAUUAAUUUGCCACUUCUUGUAUAAGAAAAAAAAAAAGAAUUAACUGUUUAUUUCUGGAAAAAAUGGUACUCAGAAGCCUUAAAGGACAGCUAAGUGUUUCUACACGCAAAAGAUACUGUAAUAUUUUACAGGUUUCCCCUCCUUGGACUUUGCUUCAAGUGUACUUGGAAGCAUAAAUCAUUACAUGAUUGACACUUAAAAGAGAUAGAGGCUCGAUCUUUUGGCUUGAUGUAAGUCAGCACCAUUUUAUGAAAAACUAAAGUGCCAUCCUGACUUUUUAGAAGCAAAUGACAAAAUCCCCCUCUGUUGAUUGCAUAGAGAGCAAACGUUUGACUGGAAAAUGCCAUAUACCAUAGAGCCACUCACUUAUCCAGGUAUCUCAGCAAUAACAUAUUGGGAGACUUCACUAUAAAAAUAGUAUUCAGUGGGUUACCUCAAGUGAACAACUUUUAUCUUUGCCGAUAAAAACUCAACAAAGUGCAUUAGAAGUUGGCUUAAUUUGAAGGGCCUGCAGAAUGCGAGUUGGUUUGUUCAGUCUUCAGGACUGGCCUUUAGAAAGACCUGGCUAAUUGCAUCCUAUCUUCCCAGUUCCUAGCCUUCAGUGAACCAAGUCAUCUCCAUGUGGGCCAUGGCAGCAGAGGGGUGGGGGAAAGAGUUAUUAGCCUAACGCUUAGUAGAAUUGUAGAUAUUUAACUUGCCACUAGGGAUGUUUGUGGAGUGGAGGAAUACUUUCCCUGUGUCCAGACUCUCUGCACAGUGGACAGACCGCCAGCUGAAAUAACUGGAAAGCAACAGCUAAAUCAGCUCCUGUGCAAAUACGUCAGGUUGAUAAAGUUUGUGAUUCAGUCUGUCAGGCUGCAAGCUUUCUGGACAGUUCGUAUUUAAUCUUUUGUACAGAAUCCCAGUGGAAUCUCAGCAGCAGCAGCAUAAGGGGCACGCAUGCAAGCACCAAGAUGGCAAGGCUCAGUGGGGUUUUUUCUGGGGGUAUUCAAGUGUAUACUGGCACCUCCCCCCCCCACUAAAAGUAAAGCACUUCUUAAAAGUGUGGCACUUACUUUAACAACUUCAUGGUGAGCACACCACGCAGAGUUGGGCUUCCUUUCCCUCUGGCACUGCCUUCGCCAGUCACAAUUCUGCCGCAGAAACCAAGCCAGUGACUUUGCAGACAAUGCCUGGGGCAGAAGAGAAACUCAGUGGCAUCUCCCCAAGGCGGUGAGCAGAGACAAAGCAGAUAGCAGACAAGCAGCGAGUCCAAAUUUUCAUCUUCUUUCUCACCCCAGUGCCUGCAAUUCCACUGAAAUCAACAUGAUUUUUUUUAUUUUUUUUGUCAGCAGACACUCGUUCACUGUGUUAAAAAGAUUUGCAAUCUGGCUCACACCUAGAGGAUCUUUUUUCUUUCUUUCUUGGGCAGUUUUAAUCUUAGUUGCUUCCAUAUUAGCCACUUUCUCUGGAAUCGCCUUCCUUUGUGCAUUUGCUCGUUAUGGAACAUUCAGACAGCAUCGUUCUUAAAUCACUGCAUUCUGGUCUUUCCUGUCUUGUCCUGUCCCCCCCCCCCCACCGCCAUACUGAUUCAUGGCAAAAAUUUGGGUAAUGAAAUGCAGUUGGAUCACCAGCCUGUACUGCAGGGCUAGGCAAAAUGUUGUUGGGAGUUCCUGUGCCCUUAAUUUAAGUUUUAUCUUGUUUGCAGAUCUUGCCCAUUUCAUAUCUUUCUCUUGAUCAUGGCUGGAGCAUUAGUGAUGAAUAAUUGCUUAAUUGCCUUUUAUCUAGUUAUUUAUUUAUUUAUUGGGGGAGGGGGG